UGCAUUGUACAAGCCAAACAAACACUAUGUGUUUUUUGGUGGAAGGAAGUAAAUCUUUUUCCUGGGACUAGCAGAGGAAUGGAGUUGAUGAUAUGCAAAGGUUUAUUUAUUGUAAUAUGUGCUCUGAAGUUCAGAGGUUCAGAGACAUAUACAAAGUGUCUCAAACCAGAUACUGGGAAAAGAACAUUUGGAACUUCAUGCAGUGACGACACCCAAUGUUUGACCGAGUACUGUAGACCUACAACCUGUUCUUGUCCCGAUGGCUCUGUAUUGUACUCACAAACUGGUUUUUGCGUUAAAACUACUGGAGAUACCACCAUAACGGCUAAGAAUGGCGACUGUGGCUACAUAGUCAGCACUGGAGAUAUGAGCUAUAACACUCUAGUCCAGUGGAACAUCAGUGGAGACACGGACACAUACGUCACAUUGGUGAUACUUGAAGUGAACAUGAAUACAUUGUACUGUAGUUCCAAUUAUGUAGAAGUAUUAGAAGGCACGAUGACGCUUAGAAGUGCACUAUGUCGGUCUAAUGACUAUACCGCCAAAUAUCAAGCUUCUAAAUCAAACAGACUUACUGUCAAUUACAGAGGAACUACUAAAGGCUAUACAGGCUUCAGAGCUGUCUUCUUCAUUCGAAACAACUCUGCUGUGUUAACUGAACCAACUGGCUAUAUAGCAAGCCCAGGGUAUCCAUAUCCAUUGAACUACAAAAUAUAUAGCCAAUACACCUGGCUUAUAACAGCUAGACCAGGUCAAGUUAUUACAUUAAGCACAAACGGAAGCAUUGUAUCUACAUCUGAUUACGUUUACAUAUACGAUGGGCAAUAUCGAGUAGAUGUGAUUUUAUUAAAGAGAUACACUGGGCCAUGGUCCAUGCAGUCUGUGACAUCUACAAGUAACUACAUGCUGGUGGUGUUUAGUACCUCUUACAGCUGGUCUUCUAGUUCAAGUUAUUACGGCUUCAGUGGAUCCUAUCAGGUGUAUGGUGUUCUGUAUGGAGAGUCGUGUAACAUUACUGAUACAUGUAUACAAGGACUGACCUGCCUUGGCGGAGUGUGUGGCUGCUUAGCGAGCCAAUAUUAUAACCAGACAAUUUGCAAAAGUAAAGUGCAUCAUGGCUACCCUUGCAGCAAUGCAGACUGGUGUGUGCCGGGAUUAAGUUGUGAAGGACGUCUGUGUGGCUGUACAUCCAGCCAGUACUACGAUCCAAUCAGUGCAAACUGUAGCAACAGAGGUUGCUAUUGGGCACCGUGCCUGUUUUCUGAAGAGUGUAAGCAGGCUUUUGUUUGUUUGGCUUCUACUUGUCGAUGUUCCAGCAGCCAAUAUUAUGACUACAUGAAUCAAAGCUGCAAGAACGCUGUUCUCUAUGGUGACAACUGCUCAGAUUCUGUUAACUGUGUUGACGGUUUGCAUUGCUCCUCGGGUGUAUGUGACUGUCCACUAGAUCAAUCUUACGAUAAAUCACUUCGUACAUGCAAAAACGCGGAAGAGAUAGGGGACAACACAACACUCAUUGCUGUUGCAGUUGUCGCUGCAGUCGGUUGGGCUGUCGCCAUUCUAGCUGUCAUGUUUGUAAUCAUCACAUUUUGCAGAAAUCGAAAGAAAUCUGCCACUAAUGGGGGUGGUAGUGAGUUGAGAAAUACUACAGGAACCAAAGGCAAUGAUUAUAGAAACUUCCCUCAACGAGCAGACCAAGAUUCUUUAGAGUAUGUCAAUAAAGAAUAUCUGGAAGUAACGCCAUCAGUCCAGUCUACCACGACGGUUCAAACCACGAAGCCCGUGACAACCAGACAUGCUCUCGGUGUCAAGCAGCCCGAAACUUCACCCACAUUCAUCUAUAAUAAUGAAAGUUUUCAGCCAGAAUCAAACGAUGAGGAUGAUAUGAUAUACGAACAAAUUUAGCUGGAGAAAAAGUUUGGCUCAAGUCACGAAUACUAAGAUGCUGCCAGUAUACAUGAUUUGCAGAAAUGGUCUUGCUAAUUUGUGUCAUGUAUAUUUAUUAUAGUUUAGUUCAGGGGUUCUCAGCCUGUGGGUCGCGAUCCCCUUGGGGGUCGACUGACGAUUUGCCAGGGGUCGCCUAAGACCAUCAAAAAUAUGGAUUGUUAUUGUCUACUCUUCUAUUGCUGUAUGUGUGUGUGGGGGGGGGGUCGCGGCAGAGUGGGGGAUUGUUAAAAGGGGUCGCCGAGCUUAAAAGGUUGAGAACCGAUGGUUUAGUUAUUUAUUCAGCACAUGUACACACACACACAGCCAGUGCCCACCUAUGUACUUCUUGAUGACGACGAGUGACUUUAAAACACACUGACUGAGAGUGAAAUGCAAUACUUUUUUUUUUGGUUGCAGCAUUAAUGGGGAGGAGACGACCACUGUAACUGUGGUUUAAUGGCUGCAGAUUGUCUUAAAGAAUUGCUAUAUAUUUCUGAAAGACAUCUUACAAUACUUACAUGAUCAGGUCCUUUAAGAGAUGGUAGCUAUGUCUGGGUGACAUGUUUUUUAAUUAGUCUAUUAAGUAGACGUCUUUCUGUAUUACCGUACCAGCAGGUGAUUGCAAAGGUAAUUAGACUAUUGAUGGUAGCUGUUAUAAAUUUCCUUUGUUAUUGUUUUUUUCAAUUGUAAAAUUUUCUACUUUCCUAAGAUAAAACAGUGAUUAAUGUA
Messenger RNA from Biomphalaria glabrata, 2652 nucleotides. RefSeq names its product prion-like-(Q/N-rich) domain-bearing protein 25. Bases 79 to 1902 code for a protein of 607 amino acids. The record is from RefSeq and is a predicted model, not a curated record. The transcript is spliced from 13 exons. NCBI's taxonomy places the organism in Eukaryota, Metazoa, Mollusca, Gastropoda, Planorbidae.